This is a messenger RNA of Stegodyphus dumicola, 808 nucleotides long. Its product is annotated as peptidoglycan-recognition protein SC2-like. NCBI's taxonomy places the organism in Eukaryota, Metazoa, Arthropoda, Arachnida, Araneae, Eresidae. Gene Ontology annotation, biological process: innate immune response; peptidoglycan catabolic process. The record is from RefSeq and is a predicted model, not a curated record. Gene Ontology annotation, molecular function: peptidoglycan binding; N-acetylmuramoyl-L-alanine amidase activity; zinc ion binding.
AGUUCCUGGAGUCAAGGGCGAAAUGACGGUGUUAUGCAUGGCGAUAUAGCUAUUCGUAAUGGAAUAACUCUUUAUUGCUCUAGUUCUGUACCAAAUAAUUUGUAGAAAGUGAAACCUUUUAUCUUAUACAUCGAAGAAGAUUGAGAAAUGCUGAGGAAAACGAAUGAUGAAAGUGACCGUAAUUUAAUUCUUUAUUUCAGGCGUGAAACUAGCACGAAAUUAUUUUUUGCCCCUACAUUGAUUAGUAUCCGAUAAGUUACGAUAGUUUCAAUAGAGAGACAUGGUGGUAAAGGCAGUAUAUGUCAGCUUCUACAGAGUUUUCUUGAUUUUUAUAUCGUACAACAAUAUGAUAUUUGCGAAUGCUUUGAAAACAGAUCCUAUGUGUAGUGAAGUGGAGAUAGUGAGCAGAUCAGAAUGGAAAGCUAGACCUGAAGUCCGACAUCGUCAUAUGAAUUUGCCUUUGAACCACAUCAUUAUCCUCCACACUGUAACAACUGUAUGUAAAACUAAAUUUCAAUGCAUUCGAAAAAUUCAGCGUAUGCAGGAGAUGCAUCUAGAUGAAAGAGGUUGGUGGGACAUAGCUUAUAAUUUCUUGAUUGGAGGUGAUGGAAGAGUUUACGAAGGUCGUGGCUGGAACCAUACCGGGGCUCACUCUGUCAAUUUCAACACCAACUCUUUAGGAGUGGCUUUCAUAGGAAAUUUCAACCUAGAUACUCCAACGAAACCUAUGAUAGAUGCCGCACAAAAUCUGAUUGAAUGUGGAGUACGCAAAUAUGAUGAAUCAACAGAUUUCUGCAAUGAAGCUCAG